Molecule: messenger RNA, 5194 nt
Organism: Mugil cephalus (flathead mullet)
Lineage: Eukaryota; Metazoa; Chordata; Actinopteri; Mugiliformes; Mugilidae
Gene: tbx21
Product: T-box transcription factor 21
Exons: 6
Coding region: 302-2167 (621 amino acids)
Biological process (GO): positive regulation of DNA-templated transcription; cell fate specification; lymphocyte migration
Cellular component (GO): nucleus
Molecular function (GO): DNA-binding transcription factor activity, RNA polymerase II-specific; RNA polymerase II cis-regulatory region sequence-specific DNA binding
Source: RefSeq, a predicted model, not a curated record
GCAGCGACUCCACACGUCAAAAAAGACAAGACAAUCACCUGCUCGGGCCAUUAAAAAAAAGUUCAUAGAUAAGCUGUGUAAUAAGAGCGUCUGAGGGAUGUUUCUAUUUCUCUGAGCGACGGAGACACUGAAUUCAGAACAUGUCAGAGCGCUUUGAGUCAUAGGUGAUAAAGAAGAGUCCACGCUUAGCAGUUUUGUGAGUUUUAUUUAUUUAUUUUUUUAAAUUGUACAUGAUUUUAUUCAACUGGACGCCUGCGCGCAAACUUAUGACAUUUGACACAGCCCGGGAGAGGGGCUGCAAAUGGGCGGCAUAGGUGGCAACCUCUACCUCAGCAUGUUGAAUGGGACUGAAACGCAAACUUUCGGAAAGAGCGUCGACAUCAGCAGUCACCUCCACCGCGGCGGCAAGGAUCUAGCCGAGUUUAAAAUGGGCAUUCAGGACACGAGGUUCUACUACCCGGACUCUGUACAGAGCGGACAGGACGCCCUGGGUCUGCCGUACCACUCCGACCAGGCGGUGGGAGGGUACGCAGCGCAGCCGAGCAGGUUUUACGCACAGACCCUCAGCAGCUGCCCGUACGGCAGCGUGCGGUCUCCGCCAAGGAGCGCAGCAGGGCAGGGUUACAUCCCCGCGUCUGGAGACGGGUUUCAUGCGGGCGGGAAAGACGUCUACACUCCUUCUGCGGAGAAUUACCCCGCGAGCUUUCAGCACGGCUACCAGCGGCCACCUCUCUACCCUUUACCUGGGCUACAGGUGUGCGGGAAGACUCAGGCUCUGCUCAAUAACUACCCGCUAUGGGCCAAGUUCCACAAGUUCCAAACCGAGAUGAUAAUCACCAAACAGGGGAGGAGGAUGUUUCCCUUUCUGAGCUUCAACAUCAGCGUUCUGGAUCCGUCUGCCCACUAUAACGUCUACGUGGACGUGGUUCUGGCUGAUCAGCACCACUGGAGGUACCAGGGCGGCAAGUGGGUCCAGUGUGGGAAAGCCGAGGGUAACAUGCCAGGGAACAGGAUGUACAUGCACCCCGACUCUCCCAACACCGGAGCUCAUUGGAUGAGACAAGAAGUGUCUUUCAGCAAGCUCAAGCUCACCAACAACAAGGGCAGCACCAACAAUGUGGCGCAGAUGAUAGUCCUCCAGUCGCUCCACAAGUACCAACCUCGCCUUCACAUCGUGGAGGUGAAGGAGGACGGCUCGGAGGAUCCCUUCCUCUCCUCCAAAGCUCAGACCUUCAUCUUCCCGGAGACCCAGUUCAUCGCCGUCACUGCUUAUCAGAACGCAGACAUCACUCAGCUGAAAAUAGACCAUAAUCCCUUCGCUAAAGGUUUCCGUGACAAUUAUGACACGCUCUACGCACCUCCCGACUCUGAUCGCCUCACCCCCUCCCCUACAGAGAGCCAGCAGCUGCUACCGGGGAGCUGCUACCCCCAAAGCUACCUCUCUGAACAGUACAUGAGCCCCCUGCCCCAGAGCCGCUUCUACGGCCGCGACCCUAUAGGCAUGGGUCAGCAGCACAAAGAUCCGUCUUCCAGCGCCGGCCCCCACGGCCGCUGGUUCCUGCCGCAGCAGCAGGGUGUGGCCCAAAAUCGCCUCGACUUCUCCUCGUCCUACGACGGGGACUUCUCCGGAAACGGUUUCUACAAGCCCUUCCCACUGCAAACGUCUGCUCACCAUGCCCUCAGCUACUACCCAGACCAUCCUUUCGCAUCUACUAGUGUAUCUGUAUCAGGGGCCACCCCGGCGGGCUGGAGCACCACCCGGCCCACUCCGCAGUACCUCACUCACCCCAGUAAACCGGGCCCCAGUCUGGGCUGGUUUAGGCCCAUAUCUUCCUCCUCUUCCUCCUCAUCAUCUUCAACGUCACCCGGCAACCCCAGGCUGCACCCCCCCACGCUCCUCGAGUCCCUGCAGCCGCCGCUGCUGCAGGAUAAGCCCAAAGACACUGUGGGAGUGGUGACCGAGGACCACUGGCUGGAACCGCCCUCGGUGAAAUCAGCAGACUCGGCCGACUCGGGCCUGUUCGAGGGCGGCAUUGGCGACAGCAAGAAGAGGAGGGUAUCCCCCUACACGUCCAGCACCGAAAACUCCCCGCCUCCGCGCGGCGGAGAGGUCUGUGAAAAAGACAGCAACAGCGAUGCAGACUACUAUGGCUACUACCCCCACUGAAGAUCUCACACAUCGCCACAGCCGCAAAACAGUUUCUCCCAACACCUUCCCACUCCACCCUCAUGGACACCAGCCUGUCCAGUCAGGUCAUAAUGAAGGGCUGGAACAGCCUCGGUUUUUUGCUGCAGACAAAUACCAAAACCACAUGACAAAACAUGCAACCUCUUUUCAUGUCACCUCACCAGAGUCCACACACAGUGUGGCCAGUCGCUCUAUAAAGUCCCCUCUCAAAAGUGUCAGAUGAGAACAGGAGGAACUUUCAAAGUUAAAGGUAGCAAUGAACACAAAUGGAUGUGACUGGGACUCUGCCCUCGAGUCACAUAAACACCAAACAGACGCGCAGACCUGUGACUUUAGCCUUUGAAACAUCUGGAGAUUUGAAAAAAAAUAAAAGAUCUGCAUAUCUGCUUGCUGACAGACGCCUGCAGGGAUUGUCUGUUCUUUCUGCAUCAAACACUCUCUCUGUCUCCUUUGCUCUGUCUUGUCUAUGUCUGUCUCUCCCUUCUCACCCUCAACUGUCCGCGCGCGCUAUGCGCUCACAUUCAUUUCCCCUGAUGAUCCAGAGCAGAAUUUACACCAUAGGCUGACCAAACAUGACCCGAAUACGCUUAGUUCAGCUCCCACUAGUGGUCUAGAAGGGCAUCGUGGGCUCCCAAUUACUGGUGUCAGGGGGUUAAGUCAGCUUAGCGAGCACAUGUUCUGAAGUGAGGAUAAUCUGUUUCAACAACGCUGGGACGACCAUUUGUGUGUAUACGUGUGCGUUAAGUGAAUCGGCAGAAAUAGCACAACUGGAGACAACACAUCUCACAUGUUUGAAGGAAACAGGGAUGAACUCAGCUCUGCAAAAACUAAUAAUAGUCGGGAUUGAUAAUGAAGCAAAACCUUUUCAAGAUGUGUUGGUUGCAGCCUCUCAAAUGUUACUUUUCUUUGUCAAACAUGCUAGCAAGCUGACUACAACUUGAUUUCUGAAUGUGUAUCAGUUCAGAACAAGCGUAGCAGCAGAUUUAAAGCAUGAAGAUGGUGGAUACGCAUUCGGAAAAGGCCUUUAUUGUGAUUCCAAUUUGUAAAAAACCUGCUAUUCCCUGUCUUUAAGAUGGCAGGCCAAAGGAAGAGUCGGUAGUGCGAAGGACGGUGGAUUAAGAAAUCCAAAAAUCCAAAAAAGAAAUGUUGCCAGUGCUGCCUCAAACAUUGGGAACUUUUCUCCAUUUAAGUGUGACUCUUUCUGUCAUUUUUCAAAUUUAAAUACAUGAAUUAAAGAUUUAGCAGGGAUGUGCUUCUUGGCUGCAAACGUAAAAAAAAAAAAAAAGGCUGGCUUCUCACUCUGGUUUGAUCAGAGGGAGUAUUUCAGCUGAAACCCACCCCUCUGUUACAAUCACUCGAUUUGGAAACGCUCCUAUUACCAUAAACAAACAAAGCUCACGAUCAAUAGCAGCGCAGACAGCCAAUGUAACUGGAAAAGUGUUGGCAAAGAGAAGUGAGAUUACAUUAACAGAACAGUGACACAUUCUAACCUGUGCAAACUGGAGAACAAAUUUGUGGAUGGAUAAGACUGAUGAGAUGCCCUAAUUUAUUAUACUUUAAUGCCAUACAGUAGGAGCAGAGCACGGGUCCUGCAGACGUGUUAAAAGUGGGUCACUGUGAAUAGCUGCAGGUAAACAGACAGGUCACUGUCACCUUCGGAUCACAAUAAACAGGAAGCACAAAGUGACCAGACAGACACUCCGAAUUUCCCCCUUAGUCCUCUGGUCUAUCAUGUGGUGACAGUGCCUGACAGAGGCCCGGCUCCCAGCCAGGUGACAGAAAUGAAGAGUGAGGCUCCAGUCGGCGCCGAUCAGAGACCCGCUCUUCAUUCCCCACCAGGUGCGCUAAUGGUCCCAGACAACGCUGGGGGCGACAAGCAGGCCAGUUAGUCUUUACGGAGAGAGGGAGAAAGAGAGAGAGAGAGAGGGGUGAAAUUACAUGUGUUGAUUCAGUUCUGAACUCCUGAAAUGCUUAAAUGUUGAAAAGCCGUUGAGCUGCAAUGUGCACGAGGUCAAAACGCACACGUCUGCGUAUUUGUCACGAAUAUAUAUUACUGUUUGACCAUUGUUAAGGAAUGUGGAAUGUGUAAUUUGGUGAAAUCAAAAAUUAAGACAUGUAAAAACAAAAGCAUAUAAAAAGAGAAAAAAAUCAAAUAGCACUGAACAUACUGCUAACAUCUAGCAUAGCAUUGCUAAAAGCUAACCAGGCUCUCUGAUAUUAAUGUUACCUUAUUUAUUAAACUUUUAAAUUAUAUAUAUAUGUCAGAGAAAAGGGUGACGAUUCUAAUUUCAUGGGGCUGCGUGAUGGGCAAUUCAUGUUUCAAGUGCAAUUAAUAGAACCUAAAUUAGUUUAAUGACGGCAUUGUAGAAACGGCUAAAAGUUUUUUUAUGUGAGCGCUGGUCUGUGGGCGAUGUUGGUUAUUUAUUCUAUGUACUGUGGUUUGUGUGACACACUGGAGUGACAUUGCAUCUGAAGGAGUGCAAGGGCUCACAAGAAUGGACGCAGAAAAAAGAGAAAAGAAAAAAAAAGAAACCAGAUAUCUCAGGAACGCCCCCUGCUGGAUAUCUCAGCUCAUUACAAUGAAUUUCACUCCUUGCUACCCCGAUGUCAAACCUCAUUCACCUCCAUUUCCCCGCGAGUCUGUGUUUCCCCUGAACACACACUUUCCUUUCCCGUGGUGAGAGAAUAAGACUGCAUAUCUCCAGAGAUUUUACCAUGUAGUGUGGAAACAGAGGAGCGAACAAGGGAGAUCAGACAGCUCAAGCCACAAGCAUGUUGUGUGUGAUCCUUGUGCACUGUUUAUAUCGAAGGGUCCUUUUCAUUAAGAGCUUAAAGACAUUGCAAUGCAGAAAAAAAUAAAAAAUAAAAAAGAAUGAAGAUUUCAGGAGGGGGAAAUCAGAAGCUGUUAUUUAUUACAGGGUGCAAAACUGUGCAUUGAACUUUUGUUUUUUUUUUUGUUUUGUUUUUUUUUAUUCCUGAAAUUAAAGCAUACACUUGGCAAAUCCC